Messenger RNA from Letharia columbiana, 1218 nucleotides. RefSeq lists its product as uncharacterized. Lineage: Eukaryota; Fungi; Ascomycota; Lecanoromycetes; Lecanorales; Parmeliaceae. The transcript has 5 exons. Bases 1 to 1218 code for a protein of 405 amino acids. The record is from RefSeq and is a predicted model, not a curated record.
AUGGCACGUUCGAAACGGACUCUAGCAGAGACAGACGCCAAUGCUGAGGUUGCACCUGCAUCGAAGAGAACUUCCACUGGAAAGGCGAGGUCAAAGGAAAACGACGCGAUUCAGCCGACAGCAGAUGAGAAUGAACCUGCUGUCUCCUCCACUGCAAAAUCUCCUGCCUCGAAGCAACAGACGCCCUCGAAAAAUAAAGAAGCCAAGGUUCCUGGAGACGCGGAUGGAAAGACUUGGAUGUGUCUAUGUCAUGUCAGAGGCAAGAGGUGUGGGUGGGACAAGAGUUGCAUGUGUGGCCGAUACGCAGAUGCCAACCCUGCAGAGACAUGGAUCGUCACAAAGAAAGGAUUCGAAUUGCACAAGGACUGGGGACUGGAGCAAUACCAACGGGACCAAGACAAUUUCAGGAUGCAUAUCUUCAGUGAUUGGAGUGGCUACGGAACCUGCGAAGUGAUGGAGAACAUGUUCCUGGCUUUCAACAAGGAGGUGAAGAAGAAAACCAAGGACAUCUGGGCCAUUUGGUCAAUCAUAGAAGGAAUGGCGCUGUUCUUGAAUAGACCAGCAGGUCUUGAACAGUGGUAUGGAAUCGAUGACUCGGAGGGAAAUGCAAAACGCGUGAUGCUCUUCGGUACCGCACUUCUGACGGCCAUCGACAUCCUCAUCAAGAAUAGCCUCUUCAAAUCCGAAAACUCGGAUAUCCGAAACAUCGCCUUGAUACUCGGGCACUUCCUGAACUUCGUGCAUGAUAUGAAAGAGAUGUGCGUGGCAAAUGAGGACGGAUGGAAAGCAACAGUGCUGGAGCGAGCUGACGAGCAUGAGAUCAAACCUUAUAUGAUCAGCAUCAACCACAUCGUUAGCGAAAUUAGAGAAGGUGAGGAUGAUGCCACGCCCGAUGAAGACGGGACGCCGAGGCCAGAAAUUGGCACACGUCGCGAAGGUCUUGAGAAUGCAGCGAAAAGCUAUGAGAGUAAGCCAUGGGUUGGGGUCAUUACGUUGGAGAGCCUCAAAGCCGGCGUGGAGAGAUCAUGGACGCACUGGGAUUGGGCUACCGAACUCCGUGCAUACUCCAAAGCCCAAGCUGUCAAAGUCGGGCCAUUCGGGCCCACCUACGGAAAGAGGAUCGGUGGCAAAUUCUAUGAUCUGACUAUAAAAGGCAGCCAACGUCAGAUGAAGCAAUACAGACUCGGCCCGGAGGAGAGCGACGAAGACAGGGAGUAA